Varanus komodoensis (Komodo dragon) is the source of this 1524-nucleotide messenger RNA. It is a transcript of the gene ENPP7, whose product is annotated as ectonucleotide pyrophosphatase/phosphodiesterase 7. The coding region runs from base 1 to 1524 and encodes 507 amino acids. The transcript is spliced from 6 exons. NCBI's taxonomy places the organism in Eukaryota, Metazoa, Chordata, Lepidosauria, Squamata, Varanidae. The record is from RefSeq and is a predicted model, not a curated record.
AUGCUUUCUCUCUUGGGCUUGGCAGCCACGGUGCUUGCUCUUGGGGCGUGUGCCCCUCUGCAAGAGGCAAGAAACCGCACCAAGCUCCUCCUGGUUUCCUUUGAUGGCUUUCGGUGGAAUUAUGACCAGGAUGUGGACACCCCCAAUCUAGACACCAUGGCUAGCGAGGGGGUGAAGGCACGGUACAUGACUCCUGCUUUUGUCACCCAGACCAGCCCUUGCCACUUCACUUUGCUCACAGGGAGGUACAUCGAGAACCAUGGGGUAAUUCACAACAUGUGGUUCAACACCAGCUCUGGAAGAAAGUAUUCUUAUUACGACACCCAGCAGAAGUCUGACUGGUGGGACAAUGGCAGCCUCCCUAUCUGGAUCUCAGCACAAAGGCAGGGCCUGAAGGCUGCUUCUCUAUUUUUCCCUGGGGGGAAUGCCAUCUACCAAGGAGAAGAGGUACAAGUUAAGAAGGUGGAGAAAAAGUGGCACAAGUACGAUAACGAGACCGAGUGGAGGCAGAAUGUUGACACAGUCAUGGAGUGGUUCACGAAGGAUGACCUUGACUUUGUUGCCCUUUACUUUGGGGAGCCUGACUCCACUGGACACAAAUACGGCCCAGAAUCCCAGCAGAGAAAGGACAUGGUCAAGCAGGUGGAUCGGACGGUGGGUUACCUGAGACAACGCAUUAACGAGACAGGCCUGGUCUCUAGACUCAACUUGAUCAUCACAUCUGAUCACGGCAUGGAAACAGUUAUCAAAGAGAAUGAAAUCCACCUCGCCACAGUUGCAAACUUCUCUUUCCAAGACCUUCAGUUCGAGCUUCUAGAUUAUGGACCACAUGCACUGCUGUUGCCCAGGCCAGGAAAAUUAGAACAAGUUUAUCAAGCUCUACACAAGGCUCACCCCAAACUCCAUGUCUAUAAGAAGGAGGCGUUCCCCACAAGAUUCCAUUAUGCCAACAACUCUCGCGUCACAUCUCUUGUACUGUACGGCGACCCUGGUUACGUGAUCCAUGGGAGAUUCAAAGUCCAGUUUAAUAAAGGGGAGCAUGGCUUUGACAACAUGGCUAUGAAUAUGAAGACCAUCUUCCGAGCUGUGGGUCCAGCCUUCAGAAAAGGGCUCGAGGUGGACCCUUUCGAAAGUGUGAAUGUUUAUGCCCUCCUUUGUGAUCUGCUGGAGAUCGUACCAGAGCCCAAUGAUGGAUCCCUGACUGUCACACAGAGCAUGCUGGUCAAGAAUGCAGGUGGAGGGGACUUAGACCUGUCCCCUGGGGAGCACGCCUGCCAGUAUCGUAACAGAGGGCUCCCAGGCAAUUGGAAUGGAGCAUGUGAAAGAGAAACUGGGAAAAAGGGACACGGAAAGUGGCUGGACCACCAGCCAAAGGUGACAGAAGGUGCCGCUGCCCACCGAGGCCACCUGCGAAACGAGCGAGAGCUCAGAGAGCAGGAGCGCCACAAGCUAUGCCCCUUACCCUUUAAGGCAGGGGUCCCCAACCCCCAGGCUGUGGACCAGUACCAGUCUGUGGCCUGUUAG